AUGUCCAAACCUCUAACUUAAACAUUGAUUGCUUAGAAAGCUAAGACAGAAGCUUUGUACAGCAUCAAAUCACUGAACUUAUGGGGCAACGAUCUUGACGACAUCUCCAUUAUUGAAAGACUCCCUAAUCUUGAAGUUCUUUCCUUGUCCGUGAAUAGGAUUACUACUCUUGCUGAUAUCGCAAAAUGCAAGAAUAUAAAAGAACUCUACUUGAGAAAGAACAAUAUUUCAAGUAUUACAGAAUUGCAAUUCCUAUAACAUUUACCGAAAUUGAAAGUUUUAUGGCUUCAAGAAAAUCCAAUUGCUGAUCAUCCAAAUUAUAGAGAUGCUGUAAUUUGCAAUUCUUAAACACUUGAAAAAUUGGAUGAUGUUGUUAUUAGUCAACAAGACAGAGCAAAUGCUUAGUAAUAAUUGUAAUAUGGAAUUUCGUAAAGCCCACCAACAAAGAUUCAAAAAGUAGAGGAGGAAAUGCCACAAUAUGUUGAAGUUAUUAAACCAAAUCAAUACUCUCCAAAUAAUGGCGGAGGGAGAUAUUCAAAUUAACGAGAAUAAUAAUCAAAUCAAUAACGACAAUCAUUAUAGCAAUCAUAUCAGUAGCCACAAUAAUAGUAACAGUUCUAUCAAUAACAAUAAUAGCAAUUAUAAAGAGAAAGAGAAUAAUAAUAUUUGCAACAAUAAUAAUAUCAAUAAUAACUGUAGCAAUAACAAUAAUCACAAUUAUUUCUAUAACAAUAAUAAUAACAAUAACAAAUAUCAAGAUAAGUCGUGAAAUCAGAUUAUGCUGAUGAAGAAAGAAAUUCAAACAUAUUAUGCGCCAUCCUAUCUCUUCUAAAAGAAUUAGAUAAAGCCACAUUAGAAGCGGUCUAAAGAGAAGUAUAUGAUAAAUUAUAAUAAUAUUAAGAGUGA
Molecule: messenger RNA, 906 nt
Organism: Paramecium tetraurelia
Lineage: Eukaryota; Ciliophora; Oligohymenophorea; Peniculida; Parameciidae
Exons: 2
Molecular function (GO): protein binding
Source: RefSeq, a predicted model, not a curated record